Messenger RNA from Pieris napi, 1950 nucleotides. RefSeq lists its product as uncharacterized. Gene Ontology annotation, molecular function: nucleic acid binding. The transcript is spliced from 2 exons. NCBI's taxonomy places the organism in Eukaryota, Metazoa, Arthropoda, Insecta, Lepidoptera, Pieridae. Gene Ontology annotation, biological process: DNA integration. Bases 100 to 1668 code for a protein of 522 amino acids. The record is from RefSeq and is a predicted model, not a curated record.
AAAAUAAAAAAUAGUAUAAAGAAAAGGCACCAAAGCAGAAAGAUAUGGGUAAAAUUAGAUGAAGAUCUAAAGAAAACAUAUAUAGAUGAGGAAGGUAAUAUGCAAUUUUUAGAUCAAUAUUUAGAGGAAAUGAGCACAAAACAACCAAGAGGCAAUGAUGAUAAUUUGCAACAUAUCCUGGAAAAAUUAAUAGAAUCUACGACAAAAAAAGAAAAUCAACAUAAUUUAAAACAUGUUUCAGAGAAAUUUAUUAUUGAAAAAUUCACAAGUAAGAAUCCUAAUGCAGUGCAAUGGAUAGAGAAUUUUGAAAAAGAGUGUGAGCGUUUUAAUAUAACAAAAGAUGAAACAAAAAUAGAUAUAUUGAGAUUAUUUUUAGAAAACUCCAGUUUGGAUUGGUAUAGCUCGAUGGUAAUUAAACUAUCAGUAAAUUCUGAAUGGAAUGAAUGGAAAGACAAAUUUUUAGAAACUUUUAGGAACCAAGGGUGGGAUGUAGUCACAACUGCUUUCACAUUCAAGUAUAAAGAAGGGCUGUUAAUUGAUUAUGCUAUAAAAAAAGAACGGCUUAUACUAGACAUAAAUAAAUCGAUAGAUUCCAGAACAAUGAUAGAUCUAAUUGCAACUGGUUUACCUGGUUUUAUCUUGAAUAAGUUAAACAGGGACGAACUCAACAACACUACUGAUUUGUUCAACGAGAUAAGAAAAUAUGAAGGUAUGAUCUUCAAGAAAAACUCAACUAUAACAAAGAAUAUCAUAAAUAUUUGUAAAACAUGUGAAAUAUGCAUAAAAAAUAAAUCAAGAGGUCAAGGAAAAUUUGGAUUAAUGUCACAACUGGGACCAGCAACAAAACCAUUUGAGAUAAUGUCAAUGGAUACUAUAGGUGGCUUUGGAGGAUCUAGAUCAACAAAAAAGUACCUACACCUUUUAGUAGACCAUUAUACAAGAUAUGCAUUUAUUGUGACGUCAAAAACACAGAAUGCAAGUGAUUUUAUAAAACUAACAAAGAAUGUACUAGAAACAGAUGAGAUUGGAAUAAUUUUGACAGAUCAAUAUCCAGGCAUCAAUUCAAGAGAAUUUAAGCAAUAUCUAAAUGAAAAUAAUGUGAAAUUAAUUUUUACAGCUGUGAAUACACCAUUCUCAAAUGGCUUGAAUGAAAGGUUAAAUCAAACAAUAGUUAAUAAAAUAAGAUGUAGAAUAAAUGAGAAAAAUAAUAAGAGAACAUGGACAACAGUGGCAAGAGAAUGUAUAGAGAAAUAUAAUGAAACAGAACACUCCGUUACAGGUUUUGCACCAAAAUAUUUACUGGAUGGUACAAAUGUCAGCAUUCUACCAAAUGAAUUAAAAAUAAUAGAGGGAGAAGACAAGUGGAUUGCUGAUAAAAGAUUGGCAUUAGAAAAUACAAUAAAAUCCCACAAGUAUAAUAAGAAAAUAUUUGAUAGAAAAAGAAAAAUGCAAGAGUUUAAUAUAGGAGACAGUGUAUAUGUUGAGAAUGGAAAUAGACUGAAUAGAAAGAAAUUAGACGAAUUAAAAAUAGGUCCUUUUAAGAUAGUAGGGAAAAUAUCGAACUCCAUUUACAGGAUUGACACUGGUAACAGAAAAACAGAAUCAACUUUAUUCCACAUAACAAAAUUACAACCGGUUACAACAGAAUCUGAAGAAGAUGAAAUAUAAGGAAACGAAUAUGAAGAUAGCUAUUAAGUAUAGUGUGUAGAUAUAUUAUUCAGAAUUUUUUCUCUUAGGGGGGGAGAUGUAAUGGAAUGAUAUUUCAUUAAUUUGAAUUUGACGCAUCGGAGUGACACGCGAUAAAAUGGCGGAUGACGUGUAAAUUAAUUUAGUGGAUUAUAGUGUAAAAAGAUAGAUUAAAGGAUAAAUGAACAUUAAAUGUCGUUUCUUUGUAUUUCAGAGAAACAAUUUUGUGUUUUCAUUUAGAAAAAAUCCUUAAUAAUAUUACUU